Molecule: messenger RNA, 2511 nt
Organism: Sesamum indicum (sesame)
Lineage: Eukaryota; Viridiplantae; Streptophyta; Magnoliopsida; Lamiales; Pedaliaceae
Gene: BSM
Product: Mitochondrial transcription termination factor family protein
Biological process (GO): regulation of DNA-templated transcription; developmental process
Molecular function (GO): double-stranded DNA binding
Source: RefSeq, a predicted model, not a curated record
AAUCAAAAGAGUUUCUUUCUAUCUCUUGCAUGAUUUCUCCUCCACCGAAAAUCCCUUUUCAGUUCUCUCUGAGACUCUGAUGCGCAACAGUCCCUGCAUUUCGGCGAAAAGAUAUAAUCUGAAAUUCAGGAAGCGGAACGAAUUCCAAAGUAAGGUGGGGAAAUAUCUGAUAUACGGCGAAGAACUUAGCUGCGCUGUGUGCAGAAAUUUUGAUUGUACUAGUUAAAGGACAUGAAGGUUACAAGCUACACUGGCCUUGCUAAACCCAGUUUUUUGCUCGUGCACUAUGAGUUACCCGCUUUUGCAUUCCACAGAUCGCAGAUGGUUUCUAUCUCGUCUCUAUGUGUUUCAAGUAAUUGUAAGAAGAGAUGUGGAUUGGUGAUGAAGCUUUAUUCAUAUGUUGCUGGGCAGUCUCAUUCAUCCACUGCUUCGCAUUUAUCUUUGUCCAAGAAAGACAGAUUUAGUAGGGAGCAGAAAGAAGUUAAUCCUGCUUCAUUUUAUACUCACCCUAGUUUAUUACAGAUGAAAAGCGAGAGGAUUGCUAACCGUGCCCGAGUUUACGAAUUCUUGAGGGGUAUUGGCAUUGUUCCUGAUGAGCUUGAUGGUUUGGAGCUUCCUGUCACUGUUGACGUCAUGAGAGAACGUGUGGAGUUCCUUCACAAGUUAGGACUUACAAUUGAAGAUAUUAAUAAUUACCCGCUUGUCCUUGGAUGCAGUGUGAAGAAAAAUAUGGUUCCAGUGCUUGAUUUCCUUGGCAAAUUGGGUGUAAGAAAAUCUACUUUUACGGAAUUCUUGCGCCGGUAUCCACAAGUCCUCCAUGCCAGUGUUGUGGUUGACCUUCAACCUGUUGUUAAAUAUCUUCAAGGGAUGGACAUUAAGCCUAAUGAUAUUCCUCGAGUCCUUGAGAGGUACCCAGAAGUUUUGGGAUUUAAGCUUGAGGGCACCAUGAGUACUUCAGUGGCUUAUUUGGUUGGAAUUGGAGUAGCCAGGCGGGAGAUUGGAGGAGUGCUAACUAAAUACCCAGAUAUAUUGGGCAUGCGGGUAGGUCGGGUGAUCAAACCUUUUGUGGAAUAUCUAGGAAGCUUGGGAAUACCAUCCCUGGCAGUUGCUAGGUUGAUUGAGAAGCGGCCACACAUUCUUGGUUUUCAACUUGAUGGUAAGGUGAAGCCAAAUGUCAAAUUACUGCUAGAGUAUAAUGUUAGACAUACUUCACUUGCAUCUGUGAUUGCUCAAUAUCCUGAAAUCAUAGGAAUUGACCUUGAAUCAAAGCUUCUCAGCCAGCGGGGCUUCCUCAGCUCCAUUAUUCAAUUGACCCCUGAAGAUUUUGGGAGAGUCAUAGAGAAAAUGCCCCAAAUUGUCAGCCUCAGUGACAAAGCCAUAGUGAGGCAUGUGGAUUUCCUAAAGGAAUGUGGAUUCUCCAUGGAACAAAUGAGAAAGAUGGUUGUGGGGUGCCCACAGUUGUUGGCCCUGAAUGUUGACAUCAUGAAACUCAGUUUUGAUUACUUCAAAUCCACAAUGGAUAGGCCAUUGGAUGAUUUAGUGACUUUCCCAGCUUAUUUCACUUAUGGACUCGAGUCUACUGUGAAGCCAAGACACAAGGUUAUUGUACGAAUGGGAGUUAAAUGUUCUCUUGCUUGGCUUCUCAAUUGUUCAGAUGAGAAAUUUGAAGAACGAAUGAAGUACGACUCAAUUGACAUGGAAGAUAUCGAGGAAGAUUCUUCAUUUGACCUGAAUAGCUUAAUGAAACCCAGCACCGAAGACUCUGAUUCUGAAUAUGAGGAUGACAGUGAUGAUGGAUAUGAGUAGAAUUAGCAAAAAUGAGUAACAGAAAAUGACAAUUUUUUUUUCCCUUGGCAAUACUGAUUUUAUAUUUUGACCAAGUUCCCUUAGCAUAUACCCCUUUCCUCGUGUGGUCUAGAGUCAAUCAUAUACGCAUUUGUAUGCUCUGCGUUGUGCAAGAUCGAUCUCCAUGUGCAGUGCACGUAUUUCCCUCCGAAAGUUAGCCUAAAAAGCCAUUGACAUGACCUCAUUUUCAGGCCAAUGGAUAAGAAGGGCUCUCCUAAAUACUGCAAUAGUUGCAUGAGAGAGUUGAGUCCCAGGCACUGAUCCUACUUUUUGUGAUAAACCAGAAUGUGAUUUUCGGAGUCACAUGUUUUGUGCAGCUAGUGAGGUGAAACCAGGGCUGUAUCAGGACGACAAGCCAGAAGAUCAGGUCCAUCCAGGUUUCUUCAACAUAUAAUCAGAAUACGUGCGUGAAUCAGACACAGGUUACAGCUGCUAGUCCUGAUUCUUGCUGAGAUGUUUCAGGUCCAGAUGCCGUUGCAAAUGGCUCAGCAACUGUACUAGAUUACGAAUUCAGCCAAAUUUUAGACCGCCUGUUUAAGUUUGGUUUUGGUUGGUGGAUUAAUGUAUGAAUAAUAAUACCUCAUAGACUGAUCAGUGGUUGAUAUGUUCUGUCAUGGAAAUUUGAGAAGUUUCUUCCAAAUCAAUGCAUAUUAUUUUUCUCUUUAA